Messenger RNA from Aricia agestis (brown argus), 2201 nucleotides. Its product is annotated as counting factor associated protein D-like. Gene Ontology annotation, cellular component: lysosome. The record is from RefSeq and is a predicted model, not a curated record. Gene Ontology annotation, molecular function: cysteine-type endopeptidase activity. The annotation marks the transcript as partial. The transcript has 14 exons. Lineage: Eukaryota; Metazoa; Arthropoda; Insecta; Lepidoptera; Lycaenidae.
UCAGCGCACCCACUGGAGCAACCGCGUCCGCCCGUUCCAGCUUCAGAGUAUGGCGUGGAGAAGGUGAAAGAAGUGGUUAUCGAAGUUCCCGUAAAGAAGCCAUCGAAGCCGAUCCGACCCAUCGUGGUGGAGGAGGCCAAGCCGGUGCAGGAGCAGGGUCUGAAGUUCCCCUCGUACGUGCGUCCGGACCAGCUCGACAGACAACCCGUGCCCCCGCCCGUGGAGAAGACCGAGUCAUCUGCGCAACUCCUGCAAGAUUUCCUGGCCCAGCAGGCGAGUAGCCCGGAACUGCCACCCAUCCUGCUCUCCGACCACGACGCCAGCGAGCGUAUUCCUCUUCCCGACGAGGACAUCCUCGGCACCCGAACUCCCGUACUCCAGAACUACCGCGCCCUGCUGACGCCGGCCGCCAGCUCGGCGACGAAGGGCUUCUACCAGGGACAGUACAGCUACGGGAGCUUCCGGCAGCAGCAGCAGCAGCCCCCGCGCCCGCGGUUCAACCCGAACUUCGUGAUCAGCGGCGAGCUGACCGUGCCCCGCGCAGGCUACACCGAGACUUACGUCGCGAGAUUGGACGCCGCUACCGGAUCAUCCCGUGUAGACUACUACGGCGGAGCCACCGUCGCGUUCAAGAACCCGGUGGCCGACGGCAGCUUACAGCGCUUGGCGGUGCGCGUGGACAAGACCGGCGAGAAUACCAGGCGGAUCUGCAGCAUGGCCAGCUCCCUCGCCCCCGCCCACGAGGAUCUGCGGAACCCCGCACUGCCCGACCUCGAUCUGUUCGCCUUCAUCGGAUACAACCAGACCGAGGGCGGUCGUGUGGAGCACUGGGGAUACGUGAACUCCGGUCGGCCGGGUGAACUCGGCGGCGCGGCGGGCGAGGCCCUCACCUUCCACCACGACCUGUACCUGGUGCGCGCACAGAACGAUAUCGCCAUCCCACUCUCAUACAAGGUGACAGUGGACAGCUCGGUGCUGGGCGCGGCCACCGACGGGUACGAGCACCGCUACUACGUCACCGAGGAGAGCCAGCGCGAGAACAAGUUCUACAGCCCCAACCUGAAAAUGAUAUGCGACGUCGAGGAGACCCUCAACGCGACGAACGCCGACGACGCUGCGCGCCUCAACCCCCUGCGCGAGUACACGAUGCCGGCCAGGGACCUGCGAUACGACAACAUCUUCUCAAAGUUCCAGACCGAGUACGGCCGCCAGUACAUUGACAACGUGGAGGAGGCGGUCCGUAAGAACCUCCUGAUCCAGCACGACCGCUUCAUCGCGUCCGGCAAUCGCGAGGGAGCUCCCUCCCUGCUGGCCAAGAACUUCCUCACCGACCGCCUGAACAAGGAGAUCGGGAAGCUGGCUGGAGUACAACCCGAACCCGAGAACUUCAAGUCUGAACCUUUCCCCCACGAGAGAUCCACCCUCCGCGCGGCCGAGUCUAAGCUGCCGAAGAAGUUCGACUGGCGUCCCCGCGGUGCCGUGUCUCCUGUCAAAUUCCAGGGCGCGUCGUGCAGCUCGUGCUGGGCGUUCAGCGUGGCGGGCGCGGUGGAGGGCGCGCUGUUCAUCCGCCGCCGCGAGCUCGUGCCGCUCUCCGUGCAGUGCCUCGUCGACUGCUCCAACAAGUUCGGAACCAAGGGCUGCGGCAGGAGCUGGCCGAGCCACGCCUACGACUACGUGCAGAACAUCGGUCUGCCGGCCGAGGCGGAGUACCCUGCGUACAAGCAGAAGGCUGAGAAGUGUCAAGACAACAGCAUCCCCGCCGUGACGCGCAUCAGCGCGCACGUCAACGUCACCGCCAACAGCGUACCCGCGCUUAAGAUCGCGAUCAAGAAACACGCCCCCACUCUAGUCAUCGUGGACUCCUCCUGCAAGAGCUUCCAGUUCUACAAGUCCGGAUACCUGUACGACGACAAAUGCUCGAAGGGCCCGAAGAAGCUGGAUCACGCCGUGCUGGCGGUGGGCUGGGGCGAGAAGAAGGGCGAGCAGUACUUCAUUCUGAAGAACUCAUGGUCGGAGGCGUGGGGCAACAAGGGCUAUAUCAACGUGCACGGGCCCUCCAACGCCGCGGGCGUGCUGGCCAAGCCCUCCUACCCGCGCCUGGAGGACUCCGACGUCAUCAGGGACGUGGGCAAGAAGGCCGAAGCCAAGGUCAAGACGAGAGACCUCGACCUCGACGACGACUAUGACGACAGGGAUUAAGU